Maylandia zebra (zebra mbuna) is the source of this 6671-nucleotide messenger RNA. RefSeq names its product cell adhesion molecule 2a (gene cadm2a). NCBI's taxonomy places the organism in Eukaryota, Metazoa, Chordata, Actinopteri, Cichliformes, Cichlidae. Gene Ontology annotation, biological process: homophilic cell-cell adhesion. The record is from RefSeq and is a predicted model, not a curated record.
GCCACAGCAGACCAAGAGCGGGGCAGACAGUAGUAAGGCAACGGCAUUCAUCCUGUUACCGGAGGACAACUCUUCUUGGUUCCUGAGGUUUUCGGUUCCUGUUCAGAGGACCGGAAACUAACUCUACACCUUACUGGCGGUGCAUUUGUGAAAGAACACCCAAAAUAUUGUUUUUGAUGACCGAGACUUUUUACGUAUUCCAAAGCAAGACAGAUUGCGGGUCGGGAAGUCGGUUUGCAUUAACCCCGUUCCCCGUCUCCAAGAGACGCACAAAAGGCACACUCCCAAGUCUACCUGGAUAAGCUGACAAAGCCGUCCGGUUACAGAUCCAGAAUUGGAGAGGAGAAAUAAGCGCGGAAAGACGGGAGCAAGACAAGGGGAAGACAGGAUGAAACUCAAGAGUCAUUUGAUUUUCACCCUCUACACUAUUUAUGGGAUUCUUCUUAAAGUGAUGGCUUCAAAAGGCAAAGUUCGAGGGAUAAGCGGACAGUAUCCUCUGGUUCAGAACGUGACUGUGACAGAGGGUGGGAUAGCGAACCUGACCUGCCGUGUGGAGUUUAAUGACAACACCUCCCUCCAGUGGUCAAACCCAGCACAGCAGACCCUCUUUUUUGGGGACAAGAAGGCUCUAAGGGACAACAGAAUCGAGCUUGUGCGUGCAACAUCAUCAGAGUUGACCAUCAGCAUCAGUGAUGUCACGCUGUCUGAUGAAGGCAUGUACACCUGUUCUCUCUUCACCAUGCCUGUCAGAACGGCCAAAGCUUACCUGACUGUUCUGGGUGUGCCAGAGAAGCCAGAGAUCGAUGGCCUGACAAAGCCCGCCAUGGAGGGAGACCACAUCACUCUGACCUGCAUCACCCAGGGCAGCAAGCCCGCCGCUGACCUGCGCUGGUUCAGGAAUGAAAAGGAGGUCAAAGGUGCCAAAGAGGUGAAUGCAAGUGGGAAGACAUUUACAGUACGGAGCUCUCUACAGCUGCAAGUGGACAGAAAUGAUGAUGGAGUGGCCUACACCUGCAGAGUGGACCACGUGGCACUCACACAAGCACCACAGCAGGCCACUGAAGUACUGGAGGUCCACUAUGCUCCUCGUGUGGAGAUCACCCAUUCCCUUGAAGUCCCUCAGGAGGGUCAGUACUUGAAGUUGGAGUGUGUCUCCAAAGGAAACCCUUCGCCAGAUCCUGUGAUGUGGACAAAGGAUGGAAGUGAACUUCCUGACCUGGACAGGAUGAUUGUAGAAGGAAGAGAGCUUACCUUUACGUCUCUUAACAAGACAGACAAUGGGACCUACCGCUGUGAAGCUAGCAACCACCUAGGGACCAGCAGUGCUCAAUAUGUACUCUACGUCUAUGACGCCCCCACCACCCUGCCUCCACCCACCACUCCCCCCCUACAUCCCAUCACUCCAGAUCCUACCGCACUAUUAGGCUCCCACGCCUCAGACCCCACAGUCACUGGCAACAGAGAUCCCAAUGCUCUUGGGCAGCACGGCACUGACCAUGCCUUGAUCGGAGGAGUGGUGGCUGUAGUGGUCUUUGUCACCUUGUGUCUAAUCAUCGUUCUGGGAAGAUACCUGGCCAGGCAUAAAGGAACAUACUUGACAAACGAGGCCAAAGGAGCGGAUGAUGCCCCCGAUGCCGACACAGCCAUCAUCAACGCUGAGGGAAACCACGCGCACGCGGAAGAAAAGAAAGAAUACUUCAUUUAGACUGCAGGGGGAGCUGUGCAGCUCUUGCCUUCUCAUUUCCUUCUUUUGAUCUCUGUACUUCUUAUUCUCUCUUUCCGUCUCCCACUUUUCUUGUUCUCCUCCGGCCACUGGCCCCCAUCAUGUCAACAAGGAACCCACAGGCAGUCCACAAACAGACAAGUUCCCAGUGUGUUUUCCUGUUAUUUCCUUCUGUUGAAACGAUCUCUGUCAUUUACAUCUUGUCCUUUAUUUUUUCAUUGGUUUGGGGGUUUUCUUUGUUUGUUGUUUUUUGCUUUUGGCAGAUGUUUUUCACUGGCAGCUUGCUGUUGCUGCUGAAGUUGCCCCUUUGUCACUUCCUCAUCUUCAACAUGAAUACCUAGAAAUCUGUAAAUCUACCAUGACUGCUCCUUAGCCCUCUCGUUAGUCUUUGCUCCUCUUCCCCACCAAGCAGACACCCAAACACAUAUUCCUGUUCACACACAUCCACGAACACAUAUCAUCUCUCACAUCAACACGGUGCCUAAAAAUACAGACGCCAUUGAACUUCUGUCAAUGCCUUCAUGUAUCGUCUGUCAGUAGCAAUGUAAAUGCUUUGUAGAUGGUUACCUUAGCCAUCAUUCCAUUGCUUAGCUCACAGCUUUUUAUUACGCAUCGAAUCUUUUUUUUCUGUUUUCUUUUUCUUUUUGAAUGACAAUUUGUGCUAUUUACGCCUUAUACAUGUCUGUCACACUAAAUAUGGUACUUUUAGGUGAUCCACUUUUCCCUAUUCCAUCUCCCUCUAAAUAGAGUUGUAAUUAAACCAUUGACCCUUGUAAGAUACGAAGAAGGAUUUGUGUAACACUGUAGCAAGGUUUAUCAGAUACAGUAAGUGUACAAUAUGAUUUGCAUUAUUAGGGUAGGAGUAAUAAAGGGUAGUGUGGUAUUGUUUAGAGCAGAGAAAAACACACCAAAAAUAUAUGAAAGAUGCCAGGUCAAGCAUUCCUUUUCAGCAAGCAUAAUCAAGUAUAUAAAACCACUUGCUAAAUGUGCUGCCCAGGUACUUUUACCUGUAUAGUCCUGCACCGUCCAGGCAGCGGUUUAGCAAAACACCAUCACCUUCAGUGUCAUCUGGACAGCUUACGGUAGUUUGUGUUUUCCAUAAAGGGUUCAGGUGUGCAGAAAGAGUCACUCUCCUCUCUCUGUAUAGGCUGUAUAAAUUGUAUUCAAAUAACUUUAGCUUUUCACUUUGAAUAAUUUGGUUAUCGUUUGUCACAGUGGAAUUAUUUUAAGGCUUGAAGAACCCGUGAAAUGUAAACUCAACCAUAAGGUGUUAAAACAAGACCAGACCAAUAACAUCUGUUUGAUUACUGUCAUUGUUUUUGAUUCUGUCACCUUCAAAUUUAUUUUUAAAUAGUUUUUAAUAGUUUAGUGAAGCUGCCCUCAUCAGCUUGUCAUGCUUUUUAUGCCUAUUUUCCCAGUCUGUCUCCAUUAACUCAACUUUCAUUUCCAUUUCACGGGGUCUUCAAGAAAAAAAAAAGCAAAUAGAAAAAGAAACAAAUGGUGUGAGUGCUGGGUCAGGGAUCUGCAGGGGCCUCUUUUCCAAAACUUAAAAAAAACUGAAAACAAAUAGAAAAGCACAAAAUUGUCUGAAUGAGUUACUGUGUUCAUUUGCCAACAACUAGAUCGCCUUGUGAACGGUUCUUUCAUUCAAAUGGGUAACGAGAAGAUGACAAGGCUGUCUUUGAUUCAAUUCUGAAGAAAAAAAAAGUGCAGUGCAUCUUUUUGAAAAUGUAAGCUAAAUCAUGUUUUUAUAUUUAAAAAGAAAAUGUUUCUAAUAUUUUUUUGGUUUUAAUGGUUAAGCUCCCUGCUGUAUAUUGUGUCUGCUACAAUGUGGUUGGUUGUGAAAAUUGCUGUUAAAUUCUGGAUUCCUGUAUUUGCUCAAAUAUGUAUAUUAGCCACCUUAUCUAAUUACUUUUUUUUCCAUUACAUUAUCCUCAUUAGAGAAAUUUUAAAACAAAUGUAUUUUUGUUUUGGCACAAGGCAUGUAAAUAAUGUGUGAGAACUAAAUUUUGGUAAUACACAUUAGCAUGUUUUUGUUUGGUUCUUUUUCAUGUUUAAUUUAUUUGAAAUUGAAAUUUAUUUAAGAGAGAACCACAAUGAAGAUGGUAUAUUUGUACCUUGAUUUUGGGAAAACGGUGGCUUUGUGUGUUUGUGGCCUGACCCUAGUUGCUCCAAAUCUGAAGAAGUUGUUGUUCAGGACAUUUGGCAAAUCAAACACGCAAAACUCCGGAAUAAGCUGCUUUUCCAUGGAAAUUGAGGUAAUAGAAUUUGGAGCUGAAAUCAAAAGAAACAAUACCUCCAUGCCGGUUGCAAGAAAGUUUCCACAUAUUAAGACAGCCAUGACGCGUCAUAGUCAGCAACCUUUCAUCUUUCAUGAGUUUGGAGAAGUUUGGCUUCGAAGGAAUGAUCCUAAAUGCUCAAAAGCAAGGCACUAGUCUGCUACCAGGGAGCAAAUUAUAAUCAAGGGCAAUAAUAUUUUGGGCCAAUUGUCUCCAUUUUGGUGGUCUAAUUUACAACAUUAUGCAAAUAGGGUCAGCAAAAAUCUUUUGUCUGUAUUUUGUUACUCGAGCACUUCUCGAGUGAACCACAAGUUGGGAAUAAUUAAGUCAAUCUACUCAGUUUUACCUUUCAUCAUCGAUGUAGGAUUUAGGGGGUUUUGACAUUUUAAUACAUUUUUAAAAGCAAUUAUUUGUUUGUUUUGAAAAUAAAGAAGCUUUGCCACAGUUUCCAUAUCUCACACUUUUAGUGCACUGAGCAUAUCACUAUAUACAGGUUCAACUUCAGCGUCACCACAAAUGCUCUACACAAAGUGUUCUAGUCUAACAUGUUCUAGCAAACCUUGGGUUUUACAUGUGUAGAUACAUUUCUUACAAUGAUUUAACAUCUUUAUCUCUCUUUCUUUUUUUUUGGUUUUGUAUCUCGUUCUAUUCAUUGUGUCUUAAAUCACUGAUGGUGUCGAUCACACUUGGUGUUGCUUUACAACUCCAACUUUGAAACAGGAAAGUAGUUGAAUGACUUUGUUGAUUCUGAAGUCAGAGAAACAAGUUAGGCGGUUUCAUAUCAAACACACUGAGAAUUAACCGGGUCUGCAGUGAUGAGUUGAUGCUGGCAUUAGUAAUUAAACAGUUGCCAUUUACUCAAGUAUGCACUCUGACCAAUGUGGUGGAUAUUUCUUAGUAAUUAGUAAAAUCUGUGCUUUGUUUUGAGGUUUGUUUUUUCUUUCUGAAACUCACAUGUAAAUGUUUGUUUUGACAUAAUAGUAAUGAGCUAAUUUGUUGCAGAUGGAUUUUUAUAAUCAUUAGACCAAACCUGAAUCUUGUUUAAUUUGUUAUUUUAGCAGCCUGGCACAUACGACCAUGCACUACGACAGGAUCAACUGUAGCUCUGUUAUAUCUUGGCUAUCUUUGUUUUAUUUCUGUAUUGUUGUCGGCUGAAAAUAAGCUUUAAACGCGUUGCCUCCUUGAUUUUCAACGUUUAUCAGUUGGGUUAAUAUUCGCUAGAUCACAAGCCUUUAAUUUCAUCCUGGCAGCAAGACGGUAAAGGCACUAACAGAGCCGCAGUGCCAUUUUCAUUGGGCACAAGUCCAUUUUGUGGGAUUGUAAGUCUCUAAUUUCCUGGCUCCAAACAAACCCGCUUUCUUCAACUGAAGGUGCGAGUCAGGGAGCUGCGGUUGUGCAUUUAUGCAGAUUUAACAGUGCAAUACUGGCAGUAAUUUCGACAUGAAAUUGCACCCAGUUUUGUGAACAAUUUCCAGGUUGGCGGAGACACAAACAAGCCUGUGCAAAAUCACAUUAAAAAAAGUUUCAUGUAUAGGCUACUGUUUUGCCUAGGAUUUGUCAGGUUGAAAUGCACAAAACCCACACCUUUUAUGGGAUGUAAGCUGCUUGCAGUGGGUUAAAUUGGAAGAUUGUUUAUAGUUUCACAGUUCCUCGUGGGUUUGUGAGACCAUUCGCUUUGAGUUGAUAAAACUUCUAUCUGUAAUCAUCUCGUGUGUUCUGUUCUGAAUGCAAAAGACGGUAACUGUAUGAUCUCAAAUUACUGUUACUGUUUACAAUGUGGGCUGAUACAGUAUAUUGUUGCCUAAAAAAUUACCAGAUUACAGAGUAUCUUAUAAAGUCACAUUAAAACACAUAUUUGAAAAUCUUUAUAUUAGUGCCUUGUGACUCUGCACCUGAAGUUUGCCACUGAACCACCCUCCUGGGCUCAUUUAAAGAGGAAUCAGACAAGUUGAUGCGAUGUGUGAUUAAUAAAGCUUUACAAACCUGCUAAAAAAAAGACACUCGUUUCAUCGUACCACGCUGACCUCGAAGCAAAUCGGGUCACCAAACAUCGCAGGCAGUAAUGACACACACAUAUUUUUUUAACUUCCAGGAAAUUAGAGGCCCACGUUAGUAUUCAAAAUAUUAAAAUCUGCUUAUAAGCAGAAGUGAGCGUAAUGGACACUUUGGGUUAUAGUCUGUCAGAAAUUCUCCUUUUUUUAAUCUUAUGGUUUAUAUUUUUUUAAUACAUGAGUUUAAUGGCAAAUGUGUUCUCUACAGUAGUGCUUGUAACAUGACAUGGCUUGUUCCUGUCCCAUCUCCCUUCCUCUGGCUCUUCAGAUGUCUUUGCUGUACAGUAUGGCUUCAGUGCACUUCUCUAUCACUCCGCAAUAGUGACACAAGAAUCAAUCAGCCCAAUUUCUUUACUGUCACACCGAUAACAACAUGUGACACAAUCGCAUGUAGUGAUGUUUCUUUUUUUAUUAUUAUUAUAUCUGUUUCUUUUGUUUUGCAUCUCAGGAAUAUAUUUCAUUUAGAUUUUGUUCGUUUGUUUGUUUGUUUCCUGUCUUAAAAUGGGGACUUGUGAGCACUUUUCACUCUGCUAGUCCCUGUGUGCUGACACCAUGUAUUUUUUGAGUUUUAAGAUUAUCACAAUGAUAAUAAAAAAUGAUUCAGUGACUCUUCAAUAA